This is a messenger RNA of Protopolystoma xenopodis, 387 nucleotides long. NCBI's taxonomy places the organism in Eukaryota, Metazoa, Platyhelminthes, Monogenea, Polystomatidea, Polystomatidae. The record is from the annotation of a GenBank genome assembly.
GUUACUUCCUCCGGGCUUGUCAUUCGAACGGAUGAGGGGCCAGAACUCCGUGGAUCACUUGAAUCCAUUUCUGCUUUUGGCCGAAUGAAGCAGACUGGGAUCAGCUGUAGUCAACAAGAAGGCGAGAUGAAAGAAGAACAUAGUCUUUUGCGACUACAGGCAAUGGUUAUUGCUAAACGCCAUCGUAUGCUCUCCAUAAUAGAACUGUUGCUACGUCGCGGUGCUCAUCCUGAUGCGUCAAUCCAGCCUCUGCCCAGCCUCAUUUUGGCUGUACAGCAUGCCGAUGUCCAUUUGAGUCGAGCUUUGCUGGCCGCGGGAGCAGACCCAAAUCGGCCAGUAGUAGAAGUCAAUGCCACAGGACCGAAACUUCAGGUAUGGAAAUUAUGA